UCAUGUCAUCAUUACAAAGCCAUGUUUUAUUUGUGUAUUUUAGUUCAUUCACUUCUUCAUUUUGUGACGGCCCCAUACACCGUAACAUUCCCUCGGUUUAAACACGAAUUUUCUUUAAAAAGAAAUUGUGUUUGGACAAUCCUGACACGAAAUUAGGUCCCCUCGGAACAAUAGUCAGGUCUUCCAGAAGGACGCAACAAGGACUCCGCGCAUGAGCCUAGGCCCUCGUGUGUUAUAUUAAAUUCAAAGGACGUGAUCCUGCGACGGGAGAACAGGCUCCUAGCCCUGUUAUGCGGCCGCAAUAUUGAAGGCUAAAAAUCAAAUUAUGUCCGCCGGAGCAACAGCAGGAGGCCCGGCGUAUGAAAGCCAAUGGAAUUUCCUUCCACCCAGACCCACGCAGGUUUGUCCUCCCCUCGCAUAAGCCUCCCCUUCCGCAGAGUAGACGCCCACCUUGGCUCACCGUUGGGGCAAUGAUAGGCAGUUCCUUGGCAUGGGACGUUGUGCAAGGAAUCGAGAGCAGAUGAGUCCCCGACACCGCGAGAGAAACGGUCCACGUGUGCGGAGCGUAAUCAGCGCGGGGGAUCGAUUUCCGGUGCAGCAUCCAGGAGGCGUGAGAGGAGAGGCAGAUGGCGGUCCGGCCGAGUGAGAGGAGAGGGGAAGAUGUCACAUGAGGCGGGAUAACCAGACGGAAAUGGACGAGCAAGGAAAGAAAUGGAGGUGCGCUUAAUCAGGGAAGGAUAAAAAGUGUCUGGAUUCAAUGGAGCGGAUGAUGUGGAUAGGAGAAAGAGCCGAUUGUUUUUAUUGUCUAUCGAUGAAGACCGGAUCUGAAGGAAUAGGGUGCUGACGAUGUAAAGAAUUCUUUGUGAAAGCGGAUGAUGACUACUUGAUAAAGUGUUCCUCGGUAACUCAUUCGGGCUGUGCUGUUGUGAAAAUGUUUUCUUCGUGUGGGAUGUACUUAAAACCUGAUGAUAAAAACAACAUGUAAUAAACAUAAAAAGUAAAUAGAUUUGAUGAAACUAAAAAUAAAUCUCUUAGAUAUAAACUCAUUUCUAACUCUUUUAAUGCAAACUUAGAUAUAAUACUGUUUUUUGUUGCAACCAUGCUCAUAAAAAUUAAAAACAACAUUGGUUCCUGAAUAACCCAGGAUAUAUAGAUAAAUCCCUAAUAAUUCAAUGGCCGUUCACUCUUCCAUUCAAUCGUAUUAAUUUGCGGCCCAAGCCCCGCCCGCCGCCCGAGCCAACCUUCACGAUGGGGAUGGACAACUCCGACCUGCACCAAAUCCCCGACAAGUUCCUCGGACAGAUCAUCCACAACCUCCAGUCCUUCCCCAACGAGACGGUCAACUUCGCCGAGCCCCAGCUGAGGAAGUCCUUGGCCAACAUCUACCCGCUGUUCCUCGUGCUCUACAGCCUCCUGGUGGUGUUCGGCACGGUCGGGAACGUGGCCAUGAUCGCCUACAUCCUCAGAAGGCGGCUGUACAGAGACGCAACCUGCGCGUUUAUUAUGAACAUUGGGGUGUGCAAUGUGAUUAUGAGCGUCCUUCUCCUGCCGCUCUCCCUCGCUAUUCUCCUCAUCCAGAACUGGAUCUUCGGAAGCUUCCUGUGUUAUUUCGUCCCCAUGUUGCAGGACGUGCCCAUCCACGCGUCCAUGGCGACUAUGGUCUUCAUCGCCGUCGACAGGUACCGCAUGAUCGUGUACCCCCUGAAGCCCCGAGUGCCGCCCUUCAUCGCCGUGCUGGCCGUGUGGGUGAUGUCGCUGUGCGUGGUGCUGCCCUACGCCGUCUACAUGAACUACAUCGACCUCCAGGUUCUGUUCGGGCGUCAGUUCAAGGGAGUCGGCAUCUGCACCGUUAACCUUGGCGACGACAUAGCGGAAUACACCCGUGGUCUCUUCGUUGUGCUGUACGCCUUCCCGCUGGCUCUCAUCCUCUUCCUCCACGUGCGGGUGAGUGGCGAGAUGAGGAGCCGAGAAGUCCCCGUCAACAUGGUGGCGCUGGACAGCCGCUCGCGUGAAUCCCAGCAGGACAUUUGGAGUGUCCAGGACACGCGACCGCCCUCCAGCAUUUACCUGAACGACGUGGACGGGCGCGAUGGGUUCCUGAGCCACGAGGCCCAUCAACUCCCCUCCUUCAUGUCGCCGACGCCUACGCUCAUGGGCGGAGGUGGGUCCCAGACGCCCACGAUGCUGCACCCGAUGGAGGAGGCCGAGCUGGACCUCGCCAGGGAGAAGAGGAACCAACGAUACAUCGCGACCAUCGUCACCGCCUUCGCGCUCUGCCUCUGCCCGCUCAUGAUCCUCAGACUCGUGAAGAACAUGGUGAUGGAGACAUACGAUAACUCCGGCCACUUCGACAUCACCUUCAUCACCUUCGUGUGGAUCGCCUUCCUGCCCACAGUCACCACACCCGCCCUCUUCGGCGCCUGGAAGAUCAGCAGGACCACGAAGGAGAGGCUUCAGGGAUACCUCAACCUCGGGUCCCGCGGCCGCCGCUCUAACCACGCUCAAAAUUUCACGCCUAUAUUCUAUUCCUGCCACGCCCGAGCUGCUCACCGCCUUUCCCUCGACCACGCCCUUGUGCCAACGUCUCCGCACACCCACUCAGCAGCCCACUCUAACAUGCAGGGGGUCCACACGCCCGUGUUUUCUCGCUCAGAGCAUCACCCGCGCCCACACUCGCUCCCGCUCCAUACCUGAGGCCAACCGAGCU
Penaeus monodon (black tiger shrimp) is the source of this 2707-nucleotide messenger RNA. Its product is annotated as orexin receptor type 1-like. Gene Ontology annotation, biological process: neuropeptide signaling pathway. Gene Ontology annotation, cellular component: membrane. Lineage: Eukaryota; Metazoa; Arthropoda; Malacostraca; Decapoda; Penaeidae. The record is from RefSeq and is a predicted model, not a curated record. Gene Ontology annotation, molecular function: neuropeptide receptor activity.